AUGAUUAUCGCUCUGGUUUCCGCGUUCGCCGGCAUAGUAGCAAUCACUGAUGCCGGCGGCCUUGGGAACGAAGGUGAGACGCCCGCGUUUCAUCAUCUUCGUUCUCUGAAUGGCGGCGGGGUCUUGUGUCCAGACAGCAAGGGUAAACAGGAGUUCGGAUACAUACCAGUUGGCACGCUAAAUAGGUACUUCUACGCGGUUAUGGAAGCUGAAGACGUAGAUCCAGCAUCGGCACCGACCUUCUUGUACAUGGCUGGUGGGCCGGGCAUGACUCUCUUCGUUGCAAUGUUGGGAGAGGGCAUCCUGCGAAACCCGCAGCUCAAGAUCGAUUUGAGAGGAGUGAUGAUGUCUUCUGGUAUAGUUGGACCGUACGAGAUAUAUCACGGAGCUUACGUGAUGGCCAAGGAACGGAAACUUCUACCUCAGAAGGAGUCCUGGCUCGAUAUAAUGAAGACUGGCUUGACGAAGUGUGAAGCAGCAGUGGACAAGUGCAAUUCUAAUGGGCCUGGAAAGCCUGCUAAGCCCGGUGGAUAA
Messenger RNA from Perkinsus marinus ATCC 50983, 534 nucleotides. RefSeq lists its product as hypothetical. The transcript is spliced from 6 exons. The record is from RefSeq and is a predicted model, not a curated record. Bases 1 to 534 code for a protein of 177 amino acids. NCBI's taxonomy places the organism in Eukaryota, Perkinsozoa, Perkinsida, Perkinsidae.